AUGGACGCCAUCAAGCUUCUCGCCCACCACGCCGCCGCUGCCCUCAACCUAGGCGGCAGCCACGAUGCAGAGACGCAGUUGACGGCACCUUCCGAGGAGGCGUACAACACUCUCAAGCAAAAGUACGAGAAGGCUGGUCAAGGACAAGUCUUCAGCUUCUGGCACGCGCUCAGCGACCACGAGAAGGGCAGCCUGUACCACCAGCUCGAACCCAUCGACCCAGGAUACAUCAACAACAUCACCAACAAGGCGUUACCCCCACCGAAGCCCGCAUCCGAAGACCAGACACCGAACCUCGAGACCCUCCCCGACAAUGCUACCACAUCCACGAUUGACAGCGAGGAGGCUUUGCUGCACAGCUGGCACGAGUCAGGCCUCAAGCUGAUCUCGGAGAACAAGGUGGGUGUGGUAUUGAUGGCAGGAGGUCAAGGUACACGAUUGGGAAGCUCGGCGCCAAAGGGUUGCUACGACAUUGAGCUCCCAAGUCACAAGAGUCUGUUCCAGCUACAGGCAGAGCGCAUUGGCAAGCUGCAACAAUUGGCCAGCAAGAUCCACGACAAGAAAGAGGUGACGAUCCCAUGGUACAUCAUGACAUCUGGUCCUACAAGAACGCCAACACAAGACUUCUUCGAGGAGAAGCAGUACUUUGGCCUGAACCGCAACAACGUCAUCUUCUUCGAGCAGGGAGUGCUGCCAUGCGUCACCAUGGAGGGCAAGAUCCUGCUUGAGAGUAAGGGCAAGGUUGCACUUGCUCCAGAUGGCAAUGGCGGUCUGUAUGCUGCCCUCAUUGGCUCGGGUGUUGUUGGAGAUAUGGAGAAGCGUGGUGUCAAGCAUAUUCACGCGUACUGCGUGGACAACUGCUUGGUGCGUGUCGCGGAUCCCACAUUUAUUGGCUUCAGCGCAGAGAAGGAUGUCUCGAUCGCAACCAAGGUGGUGCGAAAGCGUAAUGCCAAGGAGAGCGUCGGCUUGAUCCUGCAGAAGAACGGCAAGCCAGACGUGCUGGAGUACUCUGAGAUCGACCAAGAGACUGCAGAGGCCAAGGACUCCAAAGACUCCAGCCUUCUCAAGUUCCGCGCCGCCAACAUCGUCAACCACUACUACAGCUUCGACUUUCUCAACUCCAUCCCAGAGUGGUCGCACCGGCUGCCACAUCACGUCGCCAAGAAGAAGAUCCCGACUGUCGACGACAAGGGCAACCCCGUCAAGCCGGAGAAGCCGAACGGUAUCAAGUUAGAGCAGUUCGUGUUUGACUGCUUCCCAUUCUUGUCCAUGGAUAAGUUCGCCUGUAUGGAGGUCAAGCGCGAGGACGAGUUCUCGCCGCUCAAGAAUGCAAAGGGCACUGGCGAAGACGACCCAGACACCUCACGCAAGGACAUCCUCAAGCAAGGCCAACGUUUCCUCGAAGGCGCAGGCGCGAUCGUGGUCAGCGAGAGCGAGGAGACAGGUGUCGAAGUCUCACCUCUCAUCUCCUACGCCGGCGAAGGUCUCGAGUUCUUGAAGGGCCGUGAGAUCAAGGCGCCUGCCGUCAUUGAGAAGGAGCAAGAUUGA
Molecule: messenger RNA, 1548 nt
Organism: Fulvia fulva
Lineage: Eukaryota; Fungi; Ascomycota; Dothideomycetes; Mycosphaerellales; Mycosphaerellaceae
Product: UDP-N-acetylglucosamine pyrophosphorylase
Exons: 4
Coding region: 1-1548 (515 amino acids)
Biological process (GO): UDP-N-acetylglucosamine biosynthetic process
Molecular function (GO): UDP-N-acetylglucosamine diphosphorylase activity
Source: RefSeq, a predicted model, not a curated record